AUGCCCGGGGGUAAAGGGGAGAGGAAGGUGGAAGCAGGAGAAUGCCAGGAGGCCAUCGCAGGGAAAGAGGGUGAGUUUGAGACCAUCGAGAUUCUGUACUUUAAAAACCUUGUGAAGAAGCUGCAUUUUGUCAUUGUAGCAGGGUAUUGUAAAUGGAAGAAGUGGGGGAGUAGUCAGGGGUGGAAGUCAGCAAGCCACAGCAGGAAAAACAGAUGUGACUCACUCCUUCGCAGCCACACGAACAAUCUGACAGGAGCACACAACCCUUCCUCCCUUCCCCCUUUAAGGCCAUGUCGACCCAAGCCGCCUCCUCCAAUCACGAAGUCCUCUCAACAUCCUUCUAGACCUCCUCUACCUCCAUCCACUCCUCCGUCACUCCCUUUAAUCUCCACUCCUACUCCACCUCUCCCGUCUAAUCCACCUCCUUCAUCUCUCCCACCACCUCUCUCCCCGACCCCACACACUUCUGUCAAUACUGAGCCAACUCCCUGCUUAACCCCUCUCCCUUCACCCACAUCCCAGGCAGUGUCAACCUCACUCUCCUGCCUACCUUCGCCCUCCGUCAUUUUGCCACUAUCUUCAACACCAAAGUUGAGCCUUAUGGAUCAAUUGGUGGGGAGCAGCUCAGUAUGGCUUACCAAAGGACUCAGCCAAGAACAGGUCACAUGCAUCCUCAGAGAGGAAGAUGUUGGGGUUUUCUUAGUUCAGAGUGCAGAAGAGCAAGGUAUGAUGCUGUCAGUUCGUCUGCCUGAGGAGCAGGAGGCAUCGCCAGUACAUAACCUGAAGGUCAAACAGCACAAGUCAUUUCUUCACUUAGAUGGUUCCGUUCUGGUUUUUGAUGACAUCUACAAACUCAUCUACUUCUACUGUGUCAGCAGGGACAUUCUGGCUGUGCCAUUGAAGUUACCACAAGCCAUUUCAUUAGCAACACAGAAAGAGGAGCUGGAGAUCAUCUCUGCUAUGUGUACAGACUUUUGGACAUCAGAUAUUAAUCAGAAGACCAAAAACCAGAACCAAGGUUUUGAUCAAAGUCACGAAAAUGAUUAUAUGUACAUCAACCCAAUGACUUUGUUGGAAAAAGAAAACAAGCAGCAAAAAGAUUUUUCUGAGUCCAAACUAGUAAUCAACACGUCUGAAAGCAUAAUCCCCUACUUGCUCAAUGGCGAAUCCCUCCCUAAGGAAAACAACCAGGUCAAAAAUCAGGUUAAAACUAACUCUAACCAGGACACAAAAUUCAAACGGCCUCCUCCCAGGCCUCCUAGCCUAGGAUCAGGCCCAGGGAUGGGCUUGCUCUUCUCAUCUCCUCCUUUAGACAAAUGUUGUACUCCUUUGACCUCUGCGGCUGACAAAAAAGAGGAAGGAAAAGUGGGGGUAGGGGACAAACCAGAAAGGAAGACGGCAUUGAUGUCACAUCCUCCAUCAAGGCCUCCUGUCCCACUGCAGAGUCGAGCCCACCCCUUGCUGCCUCCUGCUCCUCUCCGUCGCACUUCCUCAAGGAACAGUACAGAUGGUUGUGAGAAGGGCCAAAAACCUGUGAAGGGAACAGAAAAAGAAGGGGAGGGACUAAAAGAGCAAGGGAAAACAUGUCUUUUGGGUGACAGUGUUGAACUGUUAAACACUACACCUCAAGCAGAGGCUAAACAGGAUAAUAUGAAGGAGAAAGGGGAUGAAACCUAUAUGGGCAAGGAUAAAGAAGAAGAUAAAUCAAUUGGUCCUCCAUCUUUAGUGAAGAGACCCUCACGACCGGUACCUCAGCCGAGAAAGAAACCAUCCCUAUCAGACAGGCCUGGCAGUGGGUCGGCCAAUCAGAAUGUUGGGAAAAAAGUAGGCCCUCCCUCCCCAAUACGAAGGCCAGAUGUUUCACUCUACUCUCCCCAGGGGUGUGCCAUGAUGGGAACAGAUCCCGACACCUACUCCAACAGCAGCACUGAAGAAGAAGAGGGAGAGACGACCCAGGAGCAAGAUCAAAACCACAGUAACCCUUCAGAAAAUCGCUGCAACAAAAUAAAGCGUACGCCAACUACCAUCAUGUUGGGUAAAGCACGUUCCCGCCUGUCUGGUGUUAUUACCGGCCUCAUCAGUCACGACCGUCGCCUCUCACAACGCAUUGUGGAGCUGGCUAGAGAUCCGCUGAGCUAUUUUGGUAACCUGGUGAAAGAGUACCGAGCGUUCACCCUUGAGACCAUGUCCAACCACUCCACCUCCACCGAGCUGUUGCAGGAGAUCAGGCAGAUGAUGACUCAGUUAAAGAGUUACCUGCUGCAGAGUACUGAGCUGCAGGCCAUGUUGGAGCCACAGCAUCAAUAUUCACAAGAAAAACUAGAGAGCAUCGUCGAAGCUGCUCUGUGUAAGAGCGUAUUGAAGCCACUGAGAGAGCCUAUUUACUGCAAUCUGGAAAAACUGCACACCAAUAAUGGCAGCCUGAAGCAAUUGGCACAGAACCAGUCUGUAGUUCUCAGCAGUACCACCACAGCUCUGGGAGUUACCACCGCUGUCCCAGAAGCCCAAGCUAUGGAGAAGAUAAGCAUGAAAUUUAGUAAUCUGCAUCUUGAGUAUUCUCCUGCGAAGAAAAUUGGCAUACUGCUGAAGGCCUGUAAAAUCAUCUAUGACUCCAUGUCUGUAAGCUGUCCAGGGCGGGCCCAUGGUGCUGAUGACUUCCUGCCUGUAAUGAUGUAUGUCCUGGCUAGAUCUAAUCUGUCAGAUUUACUGCUGGAUGUGGAAUACAUGAUGGAGUUGAUGAAUCCUGCGCUAACAAUAGGAGAAGGGUCAUAUUAUUUGACGACCACUUACGGAGCUCUUGAGCAUAUUAAGACUUUUGACCAGGAGAAGUCAGCUUCACGUCAGUUCAGUAGGGAGAUUCAGGACUCCAUCCAACGUUGGGAGCGACGACGUACACUCAACCAGGAAUGUUCCAGCCAAAGAUCGGUCCAGGACUUCUUGACAGUUUGCUGUCCCGAUACUGGAAGUAAUCCCAAAACUCUCGGCAUCCUUCCUACAACCACGAUCCAACAGCUCACUGAAGAAUGUGCUGCACGCUUUGAACAAGAUUCAUACAUUCUCAGCAUCCAUGAAGAUGGUGUCCGUCGGCCGCUGGCCCCUGGAGAGCUGGCGUUGACUGUGAAAAACAAAUGUCAACCAGGAGCAUAUUGCUUCAUCUAUCACCCCUCAGACCACGGACCAGUCCAACCAGCCUGGCCUGGACGCAGUUGUCCCACUAUCCCGCCGCCACGGCCACCCCCACAAAGUACUUUCCAAAACAUUUCAGCAGCAAUCAAUAUUGAAAAGCCGGAAACAGAAACAAGCCUAAUUAGCUGGUAA
Messenger RNA from Nerophis lumbriciformis (worm pipefish), 3318 nucleotides. Lineage: Eukaryota; Metazoa; Chordata; Actinopteri; Syngnathiformes; Syngnathidae. The record is from RefSeq and is a predicted model, not a curated record.